AUGUCUCAAGGAAAUGGCACCAGAGUGACUGAAUUCAUUCUAUUGGGAUUUGCGGUUCGACAAGAACUACAAUACAUCCUCUUCCUUGUGUUCCUGGUCAUCUACAUGACAUCUCUAGUGGGCAAUGUUGGUAUGAUUCUGCUCAUCCAAUAUCAUUCUCGCCUUCACACCCCCAUGUAUUUUUUCCUUCAACACUUGGCCUUUGUUGACCUCUGUUACACCUCUGCCAUCACUCCCAAGAUGUUACUGAACUUCCUGGUAUCAGAUAAAUCGAUCUCAUUCUCAGGGUGUGUCGUCCAAUUGUUGGUCUACGCCACAUUUGCCACAAUCGAAUGUUACCUUCUUUCUGCCAUGGCCAUAGAUCGCUAUGUGGCCAUCUGUAAUCCAUUACACUAUGCAGUGGUCAUGUCCCGGAAGGCUUGUGUCCAGCUACUCACUGGAUCCUAUUUCAUGGGAUCCCUGAAUGCCUCUGUUCACACAGGCUUUGCCUUUUCAUUGGUCUUCUGCAAUUCCAACAUAAUCAAUCACUUCUUUUGUGAUGUGCCCCCAAUCCUGGCCCUUUCCUGCUCUAAUGUUGAUGUCAAUGUCAUGUUGUUAAUAGUUUUUGUGGGCUUUAACCUGUCAAGCACAUUGCUGGUUGUGUUUCUCUCCUACAUUUACAUCCUGGCUGCCAUCUUGAGGAUGCCCUCUGCUGCAGGAAGGCACAAAGCUUUCUCUACUUGUGCCUCCCACCUGAUGGCUGUCAUCAUUUUCUAUGGCACUCUCUCAUAUAUGUAUUUACAGCCCUCUUCCAGUGAAUCCCAAGAGAAUGAUAAAGUGGCUUCUGUAUUUUAUGGUAUCGUGAUACCCAUGCUGAACCCCCUGAUCUACAGUCUAAGGAACAAGGAGGUAAAAGAGGCUGUGAAAAUUCUAGUAAAAAGUUGCUUAUGA
Molecule: messenger RNA, 930 nt
Organism: Gracilinanus agilis (Agile Gracile Mouse Opossum)
Lineage: Eukaryota; Metazoa; Chordata; Mammalia; Didelphimorphia; Didelphidae
Product: putative olfactory receptor 5AK3
Exons: 1
Coding region: 1-930 (309 amino acids)
Biological process (GO): G protein-coupled receptor signaling pathway; sensory perception of smell
Cellular component (GO): membrane
Molecular function (GO): olfactory receptor activity; G protein-coupled receptor activity; odorant binding
Source: RefSeq, a predicted model, not a curated record